This is a messenger RNA of Dunckerocampus dactyliophorus (ringed pipefish), 3110 nucleotides long. It is a transcript of the gene hspa4b, whose product is annotated as heat shock protein 4b. The transcript has 19 exons. The record is from RefSeq and is a predicted model, not a curated record. Gene Ontology annotation, biological process: protein folding. NCBI's taxonomy places the organism in Eukaryota, Metazoa, Chordata, Actinopteri, Syngnathiformes, Syngnathidae. Gene Ontology annotation, molecular function: ATP binding; ATP-dependent protein folding chaperone. Gene Ontology annotation, cellular component: nucleus; cytosol. Bases 200 to 2734 code for a protein of 844 amino acids.
AAAUUCUUGAAGGCUGUAGUUCAUCAGCCGGUAUACCGCAUGCUGCUGCUCAGCUUCAUGGAACAAGAACAAGGGUGGAUCAACGGUCGCUGAGUGAAAGCAUAGCCUACAUAGCUGCCGAGUCUUCGUUUCUCCAUCAAAAUUGCACUGCUUUUCAUAGUAUUCACUGGACGUUACCCUGCUCAGUUAGCUAGUUAAGAUGUCAGUUGUCGGAUUCGACGUGGGAUAUUUGAACUGCUAUGUAGCAGUAGCCCGAGCCGGUGGGAUUGAAACGGUCGCCAACGAGUACAGCGACCGGUGUACACCAGCAUGUGUUUCUUUUGGGCCACGGAAUAGAUCAAUUGGUGCAGCUGCAAAAAGCCAGGUUGUCACAAACUGUAAGAACACGGUGCAGGGCUUCAAGAGGUUUCACGGUCGGGCGUUCUCGGAUCCAUUUGUGCAGCGCCUCCAAUCCAGUCUGGUCUACGAUGUUGCACAAAUGCCUACAGGAACGACUGGAAUCAAGGUUAUGUACAUGGAAGAGGAGAAGGUGUUCAGCAUUGAACAGGUCACCGCCAUGCUUCUCACCAAGCUGAAGGAGACGGCAGAAGGUGCACUGAAGAAGCCCGUAGCUGACUGUGUAGUCUCUGUUCCAUGUUACUUCACUGACUCUGAGAGGAGAUCAGUGGUGGAUGCUGCACAGAUUGCAGGACUCAACUGCUUGAGACUCAUGAAUGAGACUACUGCAGUGGCUUUGGCAUAUGGGAUCUAUAAGCAGGAUCUACCCGCUCCUGAGGAGAAGGCCAGGAAUGUGGUGUUUGUAGACCUGGGCCAUUCUGGAUACCAGACAUCAGUGUGUGCCUUCAACAAGGGCAAACUCAAGGUUCUUGCCACAGCCUGUGAUGCUGAGUUGGGAGGCAAGGACUUUGAUGAGGUAUUAGUCAGGUAUUUCUGUGAGGAAUUUGCCAAGAAGUACAAGCUGGAUGUGAAGUCCAAGCCCCGGGCUCUGGUCAGGCUUUACCAAGAGUGUGAGAAACUGAAAAAGCUCAUGAGUGCCAACUCCUCCGACCUGCCGCUUAACAUCGAGUGCUUCAUGAACGAGAUUGACGUAACGGGAAAGCUCAAUAGGGGUCUAUUUGAAGAGAUGAGUGCAGACAUUUUGGCCAGAGUGGAGCCUCCCCUGCAGAGACUUCUGGAACAAUCCAAACUAAAAAAGGAAGACAUCUAUGCGGUAGAGAUUGUGGGUGGGGCUUCCAGGAUCCCGGCCGUCAAAGAGAGGAUCAGCAAAUUCUUUGGGAAGGAAUUAAGCACCACGCUGAAUGCUGACGAGGCAGUGGCCAGAGGAUGUGCUUUGCAGUGCGCAAUCCUGUCACCUGCCUUCAAAGUGCGUGAAUUCUCCAUCACAGACGCCGUUCCGUAUCCCAUCUCCUUGAAGUGGCAUUCUGCUGCUGAGGAAGGUGUAAGUGAUUGCGAGGUGUUUCCCAUGAACCACGUGGCACCUUUUUCCAAAGUGUUGACGUUCUACCGCAAGGAGCCUUUCUCUUUGGAAGCCUACUACAACAGUCCUAAUACGCUGCCGUACCCUGAUCCUACCAUCGGCCAGUUCCUGAUCCAGAAAGUUGUCCCGCAGGCAUCUGGCGAAAGCUCCAAGGUAAAAGUUAAGGUGCGAGUGAACAUUCACGGAAUCUUUAGUGUGUCCAGCGCUUCUCUGGUCGAAGUGCUCAAAUCUGAUGAGACAGACGAACCCAUGGAGACUGAGCAGGCCAAUGAAAAGGAUGGAGAGAACAAGAUGCAGACUGACCAGGAGGAGCCGCAGGAUGAGGGAGAUGGUCCGAAAGAACAAGAUGAAAAGACCCCUCGAGAGAAUGAGGAGAUGGAGACUACCACAGAGGAGGGCAAAGGCGAGAAGAAGUCUGACCAGCCUCCUCAAGCCAAAAAGCCCAAAGUCAAAACAAAAGUCCUGGAGCUUCCUAUUGAAAACAGUCCACAGUGGCAGCUGGCAGAUGACAUGCUCAAUCUUUUUGUAGAAAAUGAGGGUAAGAUGAUCAUGCAGGACAAGCUGGAAAAGGAGAGGAACGACGCCAAGAAUAAUGUGGAAGAGUACGUGUACGAGAUGAGGGACAAACUCCACGGCAUGCUGGAGAAGUUUGUUGGAGAAGCUGAGAGAGAUGCUUUGUCAGUAAAACUUGGGGAUACUGAGAACUGGCUGUAUGAGGAUGGAGAGGACCAAUCCAAGCAGGUGUACAUUGACAGACUGGCAGAGUUGAAGAAACUCGGGCAGCCCAUCCAGGAUCGAUUCAAUGAGGCUGAGGAGAGACCUAAGACAUUUGAAGAAUUGGGGAAACAAAUCCAGCAGUAUAUGAAAUUUGUUGAAGCGUGCAAAAUGAAGGAGGAACAGUACGACCAUCUAGAUGAGGCAGACGUCACCAAAGUGGACAAACUGGCCACUGAAGUGAUGAUGUGGAUGAACAGCGCCAUGAACCAGCAAAGCAAACAGAGCUUGACAAUGGAUCCCUCCAUCAAAGUGCAAGAAAUUCAAGCAAAAACCAGGGAACUAUUCUCUGCCUGCAACCCUAUCGUGACCAAGCCCAAACCCAAGGUAGAGUUGCCAAAGGAGGAAACGCCAGCAGAGCAGAACGGGCCUGUGAACGGACAGGAGAAAGCCCCGGAAGACGGCGCAGACAAAGGAACGAGCGAGAGCACAGGCAACGCCACCUCAGAAACGGCAAACAAGCCUGAGAUGGACCUUGACUAAAAGCUCCAAAGUUAGGGGCUAGCUGCUUUGAGAAUGAGUUGCAGUCUUGAGUGUAUAUCAGUGCAGGUGGGAGCGUUUCAGGAAAUGCACUUCAGUCAACAGGCAGAGUUUUUUUAGCACACUAAUCCCAGCUCCGCGUGGUGGCUCUAUCUGAAUGCCAUGGCAUCCAUCACACUCUCUCUUUUUUUUUUCUUUUUUUUUUUCCUCCCCCUGAUGACAUAAUUCCGAAGCCAGCUGCAAUAAGCCUGUUUGACAAUGAGCGCCGUACACAUGAUGGUAUUUAUUUCUGUUGUGUGCUCUCUGUACGUGUUCUGGUCUGUGUCACAAUAUGGUUUUAAUAAAGGUAUUGAAAAUGGCUUGUACUGUAAGAAAUCGA